AUGGCGCGAAAAGCAAUAGCAAAAGACCAAAUCGUCAAAUUGAUCGUAGGCGCAGGGCAAGCGUCGCCCUCGCCGCCCGUCGGUCCAGCGCUCGGUAGUAAAGGUGUGAAGAGCAUGGAUUUCUGCAAAGAGUUCAACGCACGAACAGCCCACUACAUAGUCGGAACCCCAAUACCAGCGCGCAUAACAGUCCGACCAGACCGCUCCUUCCACUUCCAACUCCGCACACCACCAACCGCUACUCUCCUCCUUAGCGCCGCCGGCGUCCUCCCAACGAAGAACAAGAUAAGAGGUGCUGGAAAUGUUCCAGGACCCAUGAACAACCAUGAUGGACAAAAGGGCAAGACGUCGACUAGUAGUCCGACAGUUGGGAAUGCAGUAAAGGGCACCGUGGGUACGGUGAGCUUAAAGCACGUGUAUGAGAUUGCAAAGAUCAAGCACAGCGAGACACGAUUGAGUGGAUUGAGCUUGGAGGGUGUGGCGAGGUCUGUGGUGGGACAGGCGGGGAGUAUAGGAGUCGUUGUUGUGCCGUAG
Alternaria atra is the source of this 534-nucleotide messenger RNA. RefSeq lists its product as uncharacterized. The coding region runs from base 1 to 534 and encodes 177 amino acids. Gene Ontology annotation, biological process: translation. Gene Ontology annotation, molecular function: large ribosomal subunit rRNA binding; structural constituent of ribosome. The record is from RefSeq and is a predicted model, not a curated record. The transcript is spliced from 2 exons. Gene Ontology annotation, cellular component: mitochondrial large ribosomal subunit; ribosome. Lineage: Eukaryota; Fungi; Ascomycota; Dothideomycetes; Pleosporales; Pleosporaceae.